UCUAAUUCGACCCCUGUGGUUGCUCGCAAGUGGGUUUAGGGGAUUUUGAAAAAUUGAUUGCCCAACCCAGUCAGCAAAAUUGGGGGGUUUUGUCCUCUUCUUGUAUGUCAUACAGGUUUGGUUCUGAGUUGUGAGUAGAGUUAGAAACAGAACCAUGGCAUCAGUCUUAAGAGUUCUAUCAGCGACGAGAAGAGUUUUAGAAAUUCCGAGUAGCUCUCAGUCUCAGCGUUGUUGGCUAAGUAACCAAGCGUGCUUGCUUCGGAGGUUGAUGGAGGAACCCAAAUCGCGAAUCAAAACCCUUCUUGCUUCUGCGGCGGAGAAAGACUCUGCCUCUGAUUUUUCUUGGGAAUCACUCGUUAGUUCUCUCGCUUCUUCUUCCUCUCCUGACAAAACCCACUUGGUUCUGGAAUGGAAAUUGGAGAAGUUGCUAAAGGAGAAUGAGAGAGAUCAUGAUCGUUACUGUGAGCUGAUAUCUCUAUGUGGAAAAGUUCGGAAUCUUCCACUUGCAAUGCAAGUCUUUUCUUCUAUGGAGGCUAAUGGAGUUCAACCCACUUCUGCAGUUUUCAAUUCCCUUAUUCAUGUUUGCUUCUCUUCCGGGAAUUUGUUCACUGCUAUCAGCUUGUUUGAGAUUAUGGAGAGCUCAGAGGGAUUUAAACCUGAUUCCGACACUUACGAUGCAUUCAUGUCUGCUUUCUUAAAGUCGGGCAAAACUGAUUUGAUGCAAGCUUGGUACUCUGCCAAGAAAGCUGCUGGCUUUGAUUCUGAUAUUCAAACCUAUCAGUCUCUGAUUUCGGGUUGUAUCAAAUUGAAAAAGUAUGAGCUUGCUGAUAUGUUCUACAAAGAAAUGGUAUUAUCGGGAAUCUGGCCCAACUUACCCAUAUUGGAGUAUAUGCUGGAAGGGCUUUGCAAGAGGAGAAGCUCUGGCCAAGUCAAAGAAUUUUUGGCGAUGGUGUGUGGUUAUGGGUGGAAGAUGAGUGAAAAAAUGGCUGAGAUGGUUGUGGGGUUGCAUAUCGAACUUGGGAAGGUGGAGCGAUUGGAGGAGCUACUCGAGACUUUAAUGGAGAGUGAUCAGACUUCGGAAGUUUUGUUGCCGGUCCACUAUGGGAUUAUAAGGAUGUACGCCAUGUUGGAUAGAUUAGAUGAUGUAGAGUACUCUGUGGGUAGAAUGUUGAAACAAGGAUUGUCAUUUAAACAUCCAGAUGAUGUAGAAAGGGUGAUAUGCUCGUACUUCAGGCUCUCCGAGUAUGAGAGGCUGGAGUUGUUCUUGGAAUGUAUCAAGGGUUCUUAUGAACUUACAGGAUCGACUUAUGAUUUAUUGGUUGCUGGCUAUCGAAGAGCCGGGUUAUCUGACAAGUUGAGUGAUAUGAAACUAGAUGGUGGAUCUUCAUAGCAUCCAUCCUUGAAAGGAAGAUACAUGGAGAAAUUACAUUAGCAGAGACAAGUGCUUCAAGAAGAAGACAGUAUCCUACGUUCCUACUCUUGUAACUUAAUUGUUGUCACAAUGUCACCUACUCCAACUGCACAUGUUUCUUUGUAUCUUUUAGCAAGACACUGCCAAUAAGAAAAGCCAAUCAUAGUCUUGUAUAUGAA
Molecule: messenger RNA, 1590 nt
Organism: Rosa chinensis
Lineage: Eukaryota; Viridiplantae; Streptophyta; Magnoliopsida; Rosales; Rosaceae
Product: pentatricopeptide repeat-containing protein At1g62930, chloroplastic
Exons: 2
Coding region: 155-1390 (411 amino acids)
Molecular function (GO): mRNA binding; protein binding
Source: RefSeq, a predicted model, not a curated record